Molecule: messenger RNA, 931 nt
Organism: Brassica oleracea var. oleracea
Lineage: Eukaryota; Viridiplantae; Streptophyta; Magnoliopsida; Brassicales; Brassicaceae
Product: putative cysteine-rich repeat secretory protein 5
Exons: 2
Coding region: 33-878 (281 amino acids)
Source: RefSeq, a predicted model, not a curated record
CACAAGUCUAAAAAUCAAGAAAGAACACAAAAAUGAUGAAAAUCAUUGCACACUUUGCUACGGCUCUGUUUUGCUCCCUCUUAUUCUCCCUCCAAACCAUGUCCGAGUCCGUACAAAUGCUUACCGAUUGCAACCAAUUAUCUGACAACUUCACUAGAACUAGCUCGUAUCGAUCAAACCGCGAUAGUCUCCUCUCCACUCUUCGCGACCGUUCUUCCCUCGAAAGCUAUUCCAACGUCACGGUCGGUCCAAGCCCAAACACAGUCUAUGGCAUGUUCCUCUGCAGAGGAGACAUCAACAGAACAUCUUGUUCAAAUUGUAUCCAUGCCGCAACGUUAAGCGUCGCUGAAACUUGCAAUUCUCAUAAAGGAGCUUCCAUAUUCUAUGACGAGUGUAUAGUUCAAUACUCGAACGUUUCUUUCUUCACACUCGUAGAGGAUACACCUGCCAUUCGUAGAUACUCUCCGUCCAGUUAUUUGGGUUCUUCUGACUUUUUCAAUCAAACACUUCCUGGAAAAAUAUACGAGCUUAUCCUCAGAGCCUUCUCGUCUUCUUUGUCGUCACCAAUUCCAUAUUUUGCUGAGGAUCGAGAACAUGUGACUCAAUUGGAAGGUUCGUAUGAUUUAGAGGCAUUGGUCCAGUGUAGUCCUGAUCUUGAUCCAAGAAACUGCACUGAAUGCUUGAGACUUGCUGUAGAAGAUUUCUUUGAGUGUUGCAGCCAUGCUCGUUUGGCUCAGAUCAUCUUUCCUAAAUGUCUUGUCAUGUAUAACGUCUCCGCUUUGCAACCGAGUCUUGGCGUUAUAAAUGGAAACAAAAUAUAUAGGAGAAUUUUCAUUACAGCCAUGGCAACUUGGGUGUUCGCACUUCUUGGUCUAUGAUCCAGUCAAAUGAUUAUGAAGUUUUAUAUAUAUUUGUAUUACACGAUUGUAUG